This is a messenger RNA of Didymodactylos carnosus, 3447 nucleotides long. The record is from the annotation of a GenBank genome assembly. Lineage: Eukaryota; Metazoa; Rotifera; Eurotatoria; Philodinida; Philodinidae.
AGCAAGUGAGGUAGGGUAGGUACAAUGUGACCAGGGGAGUCGAACUGAGCAUCGUCGAAUCUUAGACCUACUUCUCAAGAGAAAUUCUAUCACUUGAAUAUUUUCUCGACUUGAAGUCUAGUGGAAAUCCGAUUUACUAUAUAGUGUCGUUCGUUAAUCAUACUUGUUAUAUACUACUCGAAAGCUGUUUCCUUAGCAAUAUUUCUGUAUAUAAAACGUUGAAAACUAAUUCUAUUUGAGCACACAAAAACCUAAAUAGCAUUUACUGCUAUAUGAGAUGUGAGAUCCAUUCUCCAUAGCUGCAAUUUCAUGGUGAUCUGUUUUCUUUGCGCCACUCCACUAAAGAUACCAUCUGAUAGAGCGUCUCACGGCCUACGAUCUGGUUUGCAGACAUUUGCGAAAAAACGUGUAAUAGUGUAGGUUUUAUGAGCUUAAUACUAGACGUUUGCAUAGGUCGUGGCUGUGCCAAUGAAACUCUUUAUCACUUUUAUCUAUGAAACUGAAGAGGAUCUCUAAUCAUUCAUAUAUCAUUCGAUGCGCCUUGAAAAGCUCUACAAUGUCUGUUAAUAGGAAACUUAACGAAACUUGACAGCAGUUUUUGUGUAUUAAAUACUUCGCCGCUUAAACCUACAGUGGGUCGAAAAAUUAUUUGUUCUCCUUUAUUUUUCAUUUUUCUCGUCGACCAUAAUAGCUAGAACAAAUUUGAAAAAAGAUUUGAACAGCUGAAAGAAUUUUCGAUCUGAUAUGGUGUAUACGAACGUUCUAUCCUAACUUCCGAAACCUGAGUCUAGGGAAAAUCGAAAUCUCAGAAAACCAAGUCCCCGAGUUCAAUAGAAAAAUUCUUUGCAAGUAACUUCAGAAUAUAGAACAAAGAUUUCUGAACAAAAUGAGACGUCUCCGAGCUCUCUAUAGCAUUUUUUCAUGAAAGAACAUUCGAUUUACGGAAGCUCCCAUAUCAUAAACAUACACCCAUAGGGCCUUCCAAAUCAAAUACUGUUUCAUAAAAAACUGCCAUACAGAGCUCGGAGACCGCGCAUUUUGUCCAGAAAUGCUUGCAUAUAGUAGUAAAUGCUAUUUAGAUUUUUCUUUGCUCAAAUGCAAUUGGUUUUCAAUGUUUUAUACACAGAAAUGUUGCUGAGGAAAAGAGUUUUUGAGUGAUAUAUAAUAAGUGUGGUUAACUGUGAAAUGGAACGAAAAAAUAUAGUAAAUACAAUUUCCACUAGGCUUCGAGCCGAGAAAAUAUUCAAGUGAUAGAAUUUCUCUUGAGAAGUAGGUCUACGGUUUCGAUGAUGCCCAAUUCGACUCCCUAGUCACAUUGUACCUACGCUAUGAAUAAACUGAAUUCGGUUAACAGACCAAUUUCAUCACGAAAUGGCCCCUCUUCUUUUUUGUAGAAUAUUUUUACUUUUUUCCAAUCGUUUUUCAGAUAUCCGGAAUUCAUUUUAAGGGUUAUUUUCAAAAUCAUUGUUAAUUAGUGGAAUUAAGCAACUGAUUGUAAGCCAUUCUAUUGUCUACGUAGUGAAGUACUAAUAGAGUUCAAUUAAUGUCUGACUGGUCAGAUAAUCAACAUUUUUCAGUAAGCAUCUAAAAGUACUUCUUAGUUUGAUAUAUUUAUAUAUUUUUUUCUUCCAGCCUCAACCAGUUUUAGAUGCGACAAUUCCAUCAUCUUAUUUAUGGCAUGAUGAUAGAAAAUCGUUUCAGUCAUUUCGGCAAGAAUUUGGUUUAAAUUCGGCACGAUCAAAUGCAUCAUUUACACCAAAAAAUCAAGAAAAUAAUACUUCUGGUAUACUAAGGCACGAAUCGAUCAUACAAGAUGCCUGGUCUGAUACUUCUACUCAACAACUACAGUCAUCCCGUUUGGCACCGGUGAUUAAUCGUAUAAAAUCAUCAUUAUCGUGGAAACGAGUUUUAUUCGAAUUUGCCCUUGUCUUGCUGUUUUCAUCAGCUAUUAUAUUACCCAUUGUCCUUCCCUAUACGGUCGCUAAUACCGGUGAAAUAGCAACUACAAUGUGCCCAACUGCGACUCCUAGUAUCAUAUUAACAUCAACAACUGCGUCCACUUCUACAAGUAGCUCAACAUCCACAUCAAGUACAUCUACAACAAGUACAUCAACCACUUCCACAACAAGUGUAACAACCACCACAUCUACUGCUCUUGCCAGCUGCACUUCAUCUUGUGUGAAUACUACAAUAACAACAUCUUCAAAUCUGCUUGCACUAUAUCCAUUCGAUUCGAACACAAACGAUCAACAAAAUAUGUAUAACGGUGUCAUUAAUAAUGGAGCUGCAUUUUCUCAAGGUUAUGUUUUGAAUGCGAUUUACCUAAAUGGCCCAAGUCAAUUUGUUAGUGCAACAUAUAUCGAUCUUACUUAUAAAAGUUUUACCAUUGAAACAUGGUUCUAUUUGACUGCUCUGAACACGUCCGAUGCUAACCUUUUCGGAGAAUGUGCAGCAGCUGCCAAUGAUCAGUGUUUACAUCUUGUCAUUCGUAACAAAUACUUGUUUAUGGGCUUUUAUCAUGAUGAUUGUGCUGGGAGUACAGUCUUGUCAACGGGACAAUGGUAUCAUGCUGCAUUUGUUUACGAUUAUACAAAUUUAAAGCAUUUGGUAUAUCUGAAUGGUAAUCUUGAUGGUUCAACAGGGCCUUCAACAGGUCCGUAUAUUGGACAGUCGGGUGCUGUUACUAUUGGUUUUACUGGUGAUGGUGGUGGAGUAUUUUAUUAUCAAGGCUAUAUUGACCAAUUAUCAGUAACAGCUCGUGCCAAAACAGCGUGCGAAAUACUUAACGAUGCUACAUUGGUAUCACAUUUCUCUUUCGAUAAUACGUGGAGUGAUUCCGGUCCAAAUAGUCUUCCAUACAACAUUCCCCAACAAGGUAAUCCAGGAAUGUCAAUCGUCACUGGUCAUAAAAAUCAAGCUUUAUUGUUCGGUGCUAAUAGCGCUUUUUUUCAGUCAUACAGUUACACAGCUUUAGGCACAAUUAACCAACCUUAUACAUUAGCUCUCUGGAUAAAACCUACAUAUCUUAAUGGUACCGUUUUACAUUUAUCAUCAGAUUCAACAGGUGCAGGUGCUUGGGUUAUUCCAGUAAUGGGAUUCACUUCGGCAUCAAACUUUGCUAUACACACAUGGACAGGUUCAUCUACCUACAUCGUCGGCCCUAUUCUCCCUCUAGAAAAUUGGACACAUGUUGUACAAACGUGGGGUACUUCAUAUGGUCUUCGAUUGUACAUUAAUGGUGUACCAUACGCCAGUGUUACUGCUGCGACAUUUAACGCUGCUCAAUCACAAAUGUAUCUGACCGUAGGAAACUCAUUGGCCGGAGGCACAUAUAAUGUUGGACCAUUUGGUGGGACAACAGGUGCGUUUUGGGGAGCGGUUGACGAAUUUUAUGUUUAUAGCCGAGAAUUAACAGCAGAAGAUGUUUGCGUGCUGUUUCGAAUGUAA